GUCGGGAAAACAGUCCAGUAGCGAACGUGACCGCACCAAGGGGUGUCUCUUUCCGGGGGUCCACACAAUUUCGGUUCAGGACAAAAAGAAAUAGUAAGAUAGUUACCACCGUUACCGUCUCCGCCUACUUCGACACCUCUUCGGAGAAGAGGUUGCUUUUACUGCUGCUGCUGCACUUAUUUGGAGCAUAGGUAUCUAGAUUGAGGCGUAUCGAGGGGAUAAUGGAGCGUGUGGGCGAAUUGAAUUGAAAAUGCGUUAGUACGAAGCUUCUGGCUGUUGUGACAAACGAGUGUCAGAGGGUGGGAGUGAUUAAAAAGGAAAUUGGAAAAAGCUUACUGUGACGUGCGGGGAAGGAUCCGUGUGCAAUCGUGAAUUUUUCUCAAUCGAAAACGCGACACUGGGUGCAUCUCAUGUCCUUUCAAGAGGAAGCACGGAGAAGAAACAAAUAGAGCGGCUAGAGGGCAGUGCGGUCGCCUGAAGGGGGCAAGACGACGAAAGCUAAGGAAAGGAAAUUGUUGGGGGAAGGAUUGUGUGAAAAUUUGGUAACUGGGAUUUGUGUCUUUCCUUGGGACGAGCAUGUGGUGUGAUCUAGUGUGCUAUGGAAGCGUGAAAAUGGAUCUGUGAGAAAUUGCGGUGCAAAGCUUAUCUUUCGGGGGUCAUUCAGAUUCAGUGUGUGAAUAUGCAAUUGUGAUCGACGUUUUGGAUAAAGCAGCAAUUAUAAGUGUUGUGAAGUUUAAAACCCACGAAUCGACCAGGAAGGUUCUUACAUCAUCGGAUAACCCCCCUCUGAGUAAGGCUCGUAAUCUUCUCGGACCCGGAAGAGUAGCACCCGUAGGCAGCCCGGCAAUGAGGCGAACACGACGCGGACGCUACUGGCACAUGGGAAUCGUUUUCCUAAUAUAUUCCAGUUUUCACGCAUACUCCGCUACGAUUGGUAACACUGCAACGACCAAUGCUGACUUCGAUGAGCUGUCGGAAUCGGAAAUUCCGGCGUCGAACGAAUCGCCGCUGUUCUACUCUACGAGCACCGUGGAACCCGGCGAGGAUGAAGAGGGUACCACCGAGAGCGCAACGAAGGCCACAUUUACGCACCAUGGCCAUCCGACAUGGCGACCGCGGAGGGAGAACUGCACUCCUCCUGCAAUAGAGCAGUUCCCACGGCCUCUGAUGGGGCCAAGCGUGCGGAGACAUGGUGGAUUGGUUCUCCACGUGCUAGUGGCCGUAUUUACCUUUCUGGGAUUGGCCAUCGUUUGCGAUGACUACUUCGUUUCCAGCUUAGAUAGGAUCUGUGAAGAAUUGAAACUGUCGCCAGAUGUGGCUGGUGCUACAUUCAUGGCAGCGGGCAGCUCGGCGCCAGAGCUGGCAACCGUUGUGAUAGGUGUAUUCUUCGCAAAGGACGACAUCGGUAUCAGCGGUGUCAUCGGUUCAGCUGUGUUCAACAUCAUGUUCGUGAUUUCGGUGUGCGCAUUAUGUUCCGGAACUGUGCUGCAGCUGAAUUGGUGGCCUCUAGUGCGAGAUUGUGCCUUCUACUCGAUCUCGAUCCUGGUGAUGCUGAUAGUGAUCUUCAACGAUGUCAUCUCUUGGGUGGAAGCACUUAUUAUGAUGCUGUUCUACGUCGUCUACUGUAUUGUGCUGAAUUUCAACAGCCCGUUGGAAAAGUGGGCUCAUACUUUGAAUCUUCCUAUUAAGCUUCCAACUAAAGAGGAACAAUCUGCUCUGGUAACCUACAAAAACCUUCCAGAUACGACUUACACUCAAGGUCAGCAGGCGGGUGCUGUUGUUGAACAGCAAGAACAACCACCUCCACCGCAACCGCAACCUGUGGCCGACCAAGGCUACAUGGACCCUAACGCUAGCUGGGAUCCAAAUGCUGCGUGGGGAGAAGGUGGUGCUGCCGCUCCUCCUGCUAACAACUAUUCAACAAAUGCCUACGACCCAAAUGCAGCGUGGAGUGGUCAACAGAACUACGGAUACGAUGACCAGUACGGACAGGACCCGACGAAUGCUCCUCAGCAAGCUGCUCAACCAGUGGCACAAACAACGACCGUCACCACCGGAGCUAUUCAACCGACUGCCGAUGAUUACUACAAACCGAAGGAACCUCGGCCACAAGAAUCGCACAAUCCACUGGAGAAACCAACCGAAGGAGGUCCGCUUAAGCUGGUCGCUUGGUACAUUGUGUAUCCGAUUCACUACACGGCACGUAAAACGAUGCCCGACUGCAAAACGGAGAAGUAUAAAAAUUGGUACCCUUUCACCUUCCUCGUGUCCAUGAUCUGGAUUUCAUUCUACUCAUACUUCAUGGUGUGGAUGAUAACGAUUAUCGGCUCGACCCUCGGCAUCCCUGAUACCGUCAUGGGACUAACGUUCGUAGCAGCCGGUGUUUCCGUCCCGGACGCCCUUAGUUCCAUCGCGGUCAUCAAGGAAGGUUACGGCGACAUGGCCGUCUCCAAUGCCGUCGGUUCCAACGUGUUCGACAUUCUCAUCUGCCUCGGUUUGCCCUGGUUCAUUCAGACGGCCAUCAUCAAACCGGGCUCGCAUGUCAAUGUCAUCAGCAAGGGCCUGACCUACUCGACGUUGUCGUUAUUGUCCACCGUGGUUUUCCUGCUAGUCGCGACCCACAUGAACGGCUGGAAGCUGGACAAACGGCUCGGUAUCGUCUUGAUGAUAUGGUACCUUAUCUUUAUCACCAUUGCCUCGCUGUACGAGCUCAACUACUUCGGCCAGCUGAACCCACCGGAGUGUUUCAGCCUCUACUAAACGCCGGACGUGUGUGGUUCCAGCCGUCAUCUGUCAAUUCACCAUCACCCUCUCUCUGUCUCUUUCCCAUGCACUCUCAAGACUCGCACACACCUAAGCUCACAGACUUUUCUUUACUUCGAGUAACGCAUACCAAUUAAUCUAAGCCGUAUCCCAGUGUUUCCUGUUCUGUUUUCUAGGCUAAGCAAAAAUGUCAAUCCGGGUGCGUCAAACUAUCCGUCUCCCUCUUAUAUGUCUCUGUCUGUCUGAGUCUGUGUAUGUGAGCAAACGCGGAUGUCACAAAAUCACGACGAACGGUACGUCUUAAAAUCAACCUCUGUCUCUCUCUGUUUGUCACUUAACCAUGCACUCACUGAAUUGUGUAUUCUCUUGAACAAACACCAACUGUAUUGACCAGCACCCUACCGGAUGAAUUGCGCUAGCCAAUAGCCACCGGGUACCGGUUAUUGUUCCGUUCCAACUUUACCGAAUGCUUCCUUGAUUACUUCUGUUAUUGUUCCAAUUUUUUAUUGUUUAUGUUCUCAUUACUGUUCUAAUGAUUGUAGCUCAAAUUUAACCAAACACGCCUGUAGUUGAAAUCUCUUUUUCUAUAAACUUAAUUAUUUCGUCGUAGACCGUAAUAGAAUAGCGUUAGUUUUUAUUUUAAUAACGCCUGAUUCGCUUGCGCCAGUCUUUCAAACUCGAUGAUUGGUGCUAACGGUCAGUGCAAAAUGUGUUCUAGAAGUUUAGUUUUCGUUAACUUUUUUUUUCUCAUAGAGGAACGCACUCUGGUGUAACGUCCCACACAAAUGUCACCAAUUGUAACUGCGUAACCUGUAAAUACACACCGUGUAAUGGACGACAGAUGAGAGUAAGCAAAGCAAAACUAAUGUGAAUACCGAAAAUCGAAAUAAUUGGCUCUGCAAAAUGUAAAACAUUGUACAAUACCUAUAAACAAAAAAACAACAGUAAGAUUCUAGUCUUGUUUGAGCCAACUCUCUGUCGUCGUGUUGAAUACUAUAUUUAGCUUACAUCUACUAGUUGCUAGUACCAAUAAUCGAGUAAGUAUACAUAUUACUAUGAACAAAGAAAUGCAAACAAACAGUAUGCUUCUCACUGAUUAGUCUGAAACUUUGUUGAAACUGACAAUAUUUCUUCGGGUAGGUUUGAGUUUACCUCUGAUGUUAGCAAAGUACGAGUUAUCUCCUCAUAUUGUUGAAAACUAUCUCCAAGUUAAAACCCUACCUAAGUGCAUGUUUAGCCCUAAUAAGAUAAGACUUAUGUUAUUACAAUUCGUUGCUUAUUGUUUGACUAAACUGAUAUAGAACAAAAUUAGACGUAAGUCCAAAUGAAAUUCAACCCAGAACAGCGAAUAUUGAACAAAACAUUAAGAAUGGCAGAAGAAGUUUACAUAAGAAAUAUUUAAAUAUAUAGAUAUAUUUACCAAAGAAGAUUAUCAAACGGCAUAGCAAGUAUAUCGUUAAGUGAAACCAACCUUACCCUAUUUAGAACGUUAUCGAUUGAUGAAAACUCCACAAACGAAACUUAUUUACUGUACUCAAAUCUAAACAAACUCAAAAUAAUCUUUUGGUCAAUCGUGCUGAAUGUCAACAAUGUUAUAUUUACACUAAAAUUCACCAUCACUGACGGUAAAACACUGUCACCUUAAACCAAACUACGUAUUUCGAUUAAACCACGAGAGUAACUGUCAACUGUUAGCUGUCACAACACCCCGACCCCAAAUCCAACGUUUGUUAUGAUUUCCUUCGCUUCCCCUCUGAUCUUCCGACGACGACGCGGCCGAGUGUUGUCACUGCUGUCAAAAACGAACACGUGGUUGGCCUACUUGGAUGCAUAUCAUGCCACGUGCGACUCCGAUGGCUGCGUUCUGAUGGAACAGAUUUUACCGAAACCAAAAAUCGAUAAGCAACCAACAUGGAUUAUAGAUUUCUACGGAACUUUGUUUGAUAAAAUAAUGAUAUUGCGAUUGAUUUUCAUGACCGGUAUCGUAUCAUCUAGUCACAUUCCCGACAUAGCGGAUUAUAUUAACAUUUAAGACUGUAAAUAGCAAGCAAAAAUCCUGAUGAACCGAAUCUAGAACGGGAGCUGAUAAGAUACCAUUGCAACAGAAACUGCACGUAACGAUGAUUUAUACGAUUAAUGCAGAAAUUGUCACCGCCACAGUUAAAUAGAGAUAUUACACACACACCUUCAUUCGGAUUAAAGUUUGCAUUGCUGUGGCACCGAUACAGAAAGCACUCAUACACAUACUUGAGAACCUAAAUUACCAAAAACCCUCUGACAAUAGAUGUUUACAAAACAUACAAUCUACUUCCUUCUCAACUAGCUUGAUAAAAAUUAUCGGUUAACUAUCAUAGGGUUUGACCAUUCGAAAGGCAACGUUUCAAUUGUUCCCUGUAGAGGAAGUAAAACAAAAGAGAAGUGUGCUCAUACAACACCCAACACUUAAUAUUAGUGACAAGAGCGCAAACCGAAUUCCUCUAAACUAGCAGCCAAAACGCAGAAAGAUAUUGUCAAUUUCGAGUUUUCUAAAAACCCCGAACAUACCCGCAGAGCAAACGCAAAGGCACUAAUGCAAAAACAAACCCAUUCAGCCAAAACUGCAAAGAAAAUGUAAACAAAAACUGUAACAUCGGCGACAGCCUUAAGUCGUGAACCAGAACGGUGAGGUUAAGUGUUAUUUUUCGUUUUAUGUAGUGUUAACUAAAUGAGUCAUAGUAAGUCUACGCGAUAUAUAACUACAUUAAUCUGUCACCAGUGUACCCUUUUGCGAAAGGAAAUAGAAGAGUACCACAAUCAAUACUAGAGAAUGGGAAAAAAUAUAAGCAUAGAUAUUACAAUUGCACAAGAAAUGAAGGGUGAACAAAAGAAACCGAAACACUCCAGCGCUAGAAACAAAACUAUAUUGAAUCGCAGAAGAACGGAAGAACACUAAUCAAGCUUCACUAUACGUGUUUGUGAAAAUUCAUCAAAUUAAGUAACUGAAAUGAGAUUGGAAAACGAAGAGAGUACCAAAUUUAAACUUGCUAUUAUCCAAAACAACAAUAGAAAUGUUCACAGAUUGCCCUUCAACAGACUUAAAAACACACAUACAAAAACCCAGAAGAAGAAAAAAUCUCGGAACAAGGUCACACAUACACACAAGAACAUUACACAAACACUGAAUACCAAAAAUUCCAGUCAAAUGAAAUCCCAUGCAACCAAACAGCCACAAUGAAUACCGAAGAAAAAAAAUCAAGAGAACAAAAACAAAAAAAUGCUCAUACCAUGAGAUGUUAAUUGUUGAGAAGUUAAAUAAAAAUGUAUUGAAAAUCUA
Aedes aegypti (yellow fever mosquito) is the source of this 6076-nucleotide messenger RNA. RefSeq names its product probable sodium/potassium/calcium exchanger CG1090. The record is from RefSeq and is a predicted model, not a curated record. Gene Ontology annotation, biological process: calcium ion transmembrane transport; intracellular calcium ion homeostasis. The transcript has 4 exons. Gene Ontology annotation, cellular component: membrane. Gene Ontology annotation, molecular function: calcium, potassium:sodium antiporter activity; calcium channel activity. Lineage: Eukaryota; Metazoa; Arthropoda; Insecta; Diptera; Culicidae. Bases 847 to 2760 code for a protein of 637 amino acids.